This is a messenger RNA of Malassezia sympodialis ATCC 42132, 477 nucleotides long. RefSeq lists its product as uncharacterized. NCBI's taxonomy places the organism in Eukaryota, Fungi, Basidiomycota, Malasseziomycetes, Malasseziales, Malasseziaceae. The transcript has 2 exons. The record is from RefSeq and is a predicted model, not a curated record. The coding region runs from base 1 to 477 and encodes 158 amino acids.
AUGUCAGGCAGAUUGGCAGGGACUUCUAGUUCCAAAGUGCUAGAUGCAGAUGCUCCGUAUUUAGUAGAAUCAUAUCAGAACAGUGAAUCAAGUGGCUCUCUGAAACAAAAUCUUCCGAUAUACACAUACUCAAGCGAUCCUCAAACGCCUGGUCAGCCCCGAUCAUGGGAAGAUGCUGCGCGAGCAAAGUCUAAACCCAUCUCUGGGCCCAAGCCUGGUAUGCCCGGCCAUGUAUAUAUCGACAUGGACAAUAACGAUGUAAUUGCAGGAGUUCAAGGAGGAUUCACGAACUCUCCCACUCCGUUAAACACGUCAAUCACAGGUUAUGCGACAAGUUUAGGCUGGGAAUUGAGUAAGCAAUGCGCACUAGCAUAUAUAUUUCCCCCGUUUACUAGCGUGUUCCUCCUCAUUUUUGAGACCCAAAACUUAUGUCAUGGUACUGUGCAUAUCUUGCACAUCAGUCGGCAACGUCAUUAG